CUAGGUCUUAACUACUGACGUGUCUCAAUGACGUCGGGAAAGAUGGAUACUGGUUUCAAAGAUUUAGUCAGUAGUCUACCAGACGCUCUUCUCUGCCAUGUUUUGUCCUUUCUUUCCACAAGAGAUGCUGCUUUGACUUCAGUUCUCUCCAAGAGGUGGAGGUAUCUAUUGGCUUUUGUACCGAAUCUGGAUUUUGAUAACUCCAUCCAUGACAAUCUUGAAAUGGGUAGUAGAAAAAGGCUACAGAGGCGUCAAAGUUUUAAGGUUUUUGUUGACAGAAUAAUGGCUUUGCAAGGGAAUGCUCCAUUAAACAAAUUCUCUCUAAUUUGUGAAACUGAUUCUGAUCCAUCUAGUGUUGAUGGUUGGAUAAUCAAUGCGUUGGAGCGUGGUGUUGUGGAUCUUGAUCUAUACAUCUCUCCAGACUAUGGUUAUCCCCUGCCUUCAAAGGUCUUGAUCAGCAAGACAUUGGUUAGGCUAAAAGUAGAAGGUACAAUCUACUUCACCCCUGAUGUGGGAGAGGUUUUUCUUCCAAAGCUCAAGACCUUGUAUCUUGAUGAUGUUACAUUCGAAGAUAGUGGUGCUGUCUUUGCAAAGCUAAUUUCUGGCUGUCAUUUACUAGAGGAGUUAGUCAUGAUUGGUGUGAUAUGGGAUUCUUGGGAUUCUUGCUCUGUAUCUAGCCCAACCCUCAAGAGACUAAAACUCUGUUGUGAUUACAUUGAAGAGAAUCCAAAGAGUGUUUCAUUUGAUACUCCAAGUCUUGUCUACUUUGAAUUUACUAAUACUGUUGCGAUCAAGUAUCCAAAAGUGAAUUUUGACUCGCUUGUUGAAGCUAGUGUCGAUCUUCGAACCACACUGUAUCAGAACGAGCCAGCAGGAGAUUCAUCCGAUGCAACAGGUUUCUUUGUGGGAAUACGCAAUGUUGAGAUCCUUUCCUUAUCUGCUGCCACUUUUGAGGUACUUACUAUCUGCUGCAAAGUAAUACCGGUCUUCAAGAACUUGAUUCAUCUAACCAUCGAGACUGACCGAAAAGUAGGAUGGGAAAUUUUGCCGAGUCUACUCGUAAACUGUCCAAAUCUUGAGACCCUUGUCUUCGAAGGACUCCAUUACAAAGAUACAAAUCAGAGUGAGGAUGCGAGAUACUGUUUCAAAGAUGGAAACAAAUGUUGGGAGAACCAUGAGGGAAAUUGCGUUGGAACACCUUGGGAAGGCACUCCUACUUGCUUCUCAUCAAGUCCGGUGAAGAUGCUAAAGGUACUCAAGUUUGGAGAAAUGUUUAGUUAUGAAGAUGACAUAGAAAGGCAACUGGAGGUGAUCAAGUACUUCUUGGAGACAAUGCCGAAUCUCGAAGAAGUGAUAUUACACUAUAAUACUCCAUAUGACGAAGAUGUGAGUAUGGUAUCAGGCGUACUUCAAUUGCUUGGAAACCUAGCCUCACCUAAAUGCAAGAUCCAAGUAAUCUCUGAUAACAUCAGCUUCUCAUCUACUCUGCACUCUUCCUCCUCAACAAGUGGACUCUUCUUCCUUAGAAACACCUUUCCGGUUUAAAGAUUGUUCCUCUUUCCAUCUCAGAGAAGAUUAGGAAAGCUUUGGUUUGUUAAGUUUUAGCUUAAAACAACAAUAACUGGUGGUAUGUAGUUUG
Camelina sativa (false flax) is the source of this 1639-nucleotide messenger RNA. Its product is annotated as F-box/LRR-repeat protein At3g59190-like. Gene Ontology annotation, molecular function: protein binding. The record is from RefSeq and is a predicted model, not a curated record. Lineage: Eukaryota; Viridiplantae; Streptophyta; Magnoliopsida; Brassicales; Brassicaceae.